Molecule: messenger RNA, 1319 nt
Organism: Alosa sapidissima (American shad)
Lineage: Eukaryota; Metazoa; Chordata; Actinopteri; Clupeiformes; Clupeidae
Exons: 6
Coding region: 118-1164 (348 amino acids)
Biological process (GO): response to bacterium
Source: RefSeq, a predicted model, not a curated record
GGUCACCUGUAGCGCCAUUGUUAGCAGUGAUGUGUGGGAUGAACAGAAGAGGUCACCUGCAUGUCAGACACAGUUGGACAGCUUAUUCAAGACCACUCCAAGUAAUGCAGAGCAUCAAUGCCUCACAUCACAAUGAUUAUACUGUUGCUUGCUAUUUUCUUCUAUACAAGUUAUAUAUCAGGAACUGACAUCCCACAAUCACCAACUGAAGUAAUUAAAGUGAAGUUGGGGAACCACAUAACUUUAAACUGCUCUUUCUCAAAGGAUCAAAUGAAAAAUAAUUUAUUUUGGUACAAGCAAGUGUUUGGACACAAGCCUCGAGUUAUCGGAGUGGUGAAAACAUAUUCGGCUGUUUUUUAUAACAACGCGUUUAACAAUACACGUUUCAGGAUCGUGAAAACUGAUCACCAUGUGCAACUGGUUAUUUUCGAUACAAAGUUAUCUGAUGAGGGAAUGUAUUUUGGUGGAGUUGAAAUGUCACACAAUAUUGAAUUUGGAAAUGGAACCUUUUUGUCAUUUCAAGAAAAUGAGAAGAGCUCCAGUACCAUCUCUGUGGUGCAAUCCCUGUUAUCGGACCCAGUUUAUCCAGGACACUCAGUGACACUACGUUGUACAGUGCUCACUGAGACCAGAACCAACGAUCUCAAGAUUUUCUGGAUCAGCACAGCUUCAGGAGGAGAUCUCCAUCCUGGAAGCAUUUAUGUACACAAAAACAGCAGUUCUCAGUGCGAAAUCACUUCAGAAAAGAGCUGUACCAAUGAGCUCUUGAAAAGCCAUGUUGGCCUUGAUGAUGUAGGCAUGCAUUACUGUGCUGUGUCCACAUGUGGACGAAUAGUACUGGGAAACGGCACCAUGCUGCAAAUCGAAAGCAGUUUGCAUCACUUGGUUGUCGGGUUGGGACUGGCACUUGUGAUGAGCCUGGUGGUUAUAUUAGUUCUGGUCUGUGUGAUUUACUAUCGAGUAGGAUUCCACAGCAGUAUAUGUGGUCAGCAGGUCAAGCAUAACAACUCUCUGUCAGUGGCCUCUGGUGAUCAGGCAGGUGACUCUGGAGCACUGAUGUACACAACGCUGCAUUUCUCCAACACAGCAGGCAAGAGAGGGAGGAAGAAGAAGAGCUCUCCACCACCACAGGAUGUUGUCUACUCUAGUGUCAACCUGACUUAGUGGAAGCUUUCUAUAAGGCCAAUGUCUUACCUGUUGGGCAGCACAGACUUCUGUUCUCUCUCACGUGUCAUAUGUCACUGGAUACAUUUAGGGCUCUAUCUUGCACUCUAGCGCAAUUGACUUUGUAUACUCGCGCUUUUGUCUUUCCUAUUUUG